This is a messenger RNA of Aedes albopictus (Asian tiger mosquito), 17156 nucleotides long. RefSeq lists its product as uncharacterized. Bases 186 to 7547 code for a protein of 2453 amino acids. The record is from RefSeq and is a predicted model, not a curated record. Lineage: Eukaryota; Metazoa; Arthropoda; Insecta; Diptera; Culicidae. The transcript is spliced from 10 exons.
CCCCUUGUAUCAAAUAAGCUCUCAGUAAUUUCAGCUUCUAACAUGAAAACUUACACGCCAUUAAACACAUCGUUUUAAUCCCUGCAAUUCAAUUGCUUUUUGUUCCUUCUUUCAGAUCACCAACCCUCUAAUCCAGAGUCCUGGUAACUGGUAACGAUGCUCGUCCCGGAUUAGGGCGCAUCGAAAUGGAAACCAUUGAAAGUCUGUUGCUGCAGUCAACCUCCCCCAAUAGCAGUUCAUCCUCCCUUGCCGUCACCUUCAACCCCGUCACCAAUUUCGAUGACCUUAUCAAGGAUCAUCACCCCCACGUGCUAGCCCCGCUUCAGCCCACCAAAUACGACACAACUCCCGAUGGGAACAGCAGCAACCCCCAAAACCCAACCAAAGCUGCCAUCGAUUUCAUUCCGCCACUGCCAGCCAGCAGUAUCGGUGGUGCUAGCAAGCAGCCACCUGUUAUCGUUGGGGUUGCAGUGAAGCGAACUCUUCGGACAUCCGAAGAGCAGCAGCCGCCACCUUCCUCGCAAGAUGCAUGGCCCGGCGGAAGCAUGGGAGAGACCCUGGAGCGGUGGCACAGUGACAUCUUUGAUUGUCAUCCUUCUCCCUCGGCAGCGAAGGUGACGACGGCGGAUGGUGAUUGUAACAACAACGGCAGCCGCCAUGGGAAUCAGACCCAGAUUGGGGCGAUGAUGGAGCACGACGACAACGAUGUGGGCGAUUUGAUCGAUUUCAGUGCGGAGAUUGAGCCGGCUCCGGCUGUGGCCCUCGUGGGUGCUUCUUCUCAGGUGCCGACUUUGAAGCCGAAAGUGAAAAAAGUAACGUUCCUGUUGGAUGAUUUACUACUGGGGAGCGGCGGGCUGGACGACGAUGGGCAGCCUGAUGCACCCGAGGAAGCCGAGCGAAGUGAGGGGGAUGAAUUCGAGGAAGAUGAAAGCGAACGAUGUGUAACAAAAGAAGCAGCACAAGUCGUCGGCGGUGAAUGGGAUGUAAGUGAUCCGUUUCGAGUCCGCGAGGCAGGGUGGCGGCUGCCAGUAGUGCCAGGUGCGACGAAAGUGGGUGGUAAUGAAAUAUCAACAGAGACUAUGCAAACAGAUGACAUUGUUUCGCUCGUCGCUGAUCAGCAGCAGCACGUUGACAGUGUGCGAAAUGUGAUGACAAAAGGAAGCGCGAAGAGCCAAUGCGCAGGUCCGGAGCUGUUACAUGGUCAUGGUUCCGUCGACAACUGCCAGCAUCUUGUACGGCUAGAGGAACCGACUGGGUGGAUGAAUUCCGAUACACUGGCCUGGGGUGGGAGGAAAAUCGACGAAAUUCCAGAGGAAAGUGCAUGCGAGCAGAACGCAUGUGCAGAAACUGGCAACGCUGCUCCCGGUGGAGACUGGCGGCCGUCGUUGUCAGUUGGGGCACGUACGGGCAGUGAAUCGAUCGAUGCCAGCAGAAACGGGGGCGAGGGCAACAUUGUUGACGUUCAGGAUGUGCAGGAUGUUCUGCGGUGGCAGGGUGGCAGCACUGUCGUCGGGUCAGGUGUUCGGGUUGGCCGAAUCGCGUCCGAAGUGCCGUUCGCCGAGCCUCCGAGAAUCGAUGAAGCGGAUUGGAGCCAACGGAGCCAGCAGCCAGUCGUCAAACAAGUAGAAAAUGUUGUAACGUCAGUACCUACUGGUAUUGAACAGCUGGAAUUUGGAUCCGAAAAUCUGCCAAAUCCAAGCCAAGCGUGUGAAAAAUCGAUCCAAGUUCCAUCGCCAUUGCACCGUGCGUCGGUUGGUGCGGAAAAAAGUGGCCAUCGUGGGGUAAAAGAGGUCCACUUCAGUGAACGGGAAAAUUUCUAUCAAAAGGGCUCGGACAGUGAGAGUGAAAAUUAUUAUGGAACCUGUUCUCCGCCUCCGCCUCCAUUGGUGCCACCCACUGGGGUUCCUUCGUCGUACGGCCUAAAUGUGGAAGUUACCCUCAAUGCUCACAUCAACGUCCGUGGAUUAAGUGAAUUUAACUUUUUCUCGAAUUCGAGUGAUAGGCCUGGCGAAGAGUCCUCAUCUUCGGCGGAGGAAAAAACCCUUAAGGAUAGUGCUACCAAUACCAUCAGCAACAGUGGAAGGAAUAACAAUAGUAACGUUACCCCAUCCAGUGCUGACAGUGGAAUUAUUAUUAUCGACGAUGACGUAGAUGAGUGUGGCUGUGAAAGUGCUUCGACGGAAACCCCAAUCUGUGAACCUCUGCUAGUGAUAGCGGAGGAUAAGCCCGAGAAGAAAUCCGUCGCACAGUGUCGAGAUCAGGAUACGCAGACUUUCAUUGGAAAUUUUCUGUCUCCGAAGAAGACCACCAGUGAAAUCAGUGUGCAAGUGUGUGAAAAUGGCGAUUCUGACCUACGGAAUAUCGAUAGCCUAGAUUCUAGUGUGAGUGAAUCGGAAAUAGACGAGCGGAAGGAUUUACGUUUCCUAACUAAAAAUACCGAUCAAUAUCUUCGACCUCCGCUCAGUUUCCUCAGUGAAAAGCACGAGUGUUUUCAGGCCAGCACUCGGUUGAAGCGUCUGGAAGAACGUUUCAGAGGAUUUGCCUAUACGAAAAAGCUAUUACGUGAAUCAUUUAACUCGUCGACUGGGGGGCCACCGCAGAAUCUAUCGUCAUCCUUAAGCUCCCUGUCGACUUUGCUGGCAGAUUGUACCAACACAAACGCAGCAUCCGUGUCAUCAUCAGUGCCAGCAUCAUCGACCCCAUCGUUGACAGCAGCUGCCCGAGCAGAGCAAGAGCAAGAAGAACAAGAUUCACAUGCAGGCAGAAGUUUUGUGCCAUCACGAAAAACAUCAUCCUUAAGCUCACUACAAAAAGAUGCUUUCCCAUCGCGAACCCAAUUAGGCCAUACCCUCACUCCAAAACGCAACGUUCCUGUUCUUCCACCACUCUCCUCCUCACUACUUUCCCUCUCAGCAUCAUCCCUACUUUCUCUUUCCUGCAUCGAUCUCGAACGAAAACAACAACAGCAACCCUUGCAGGAUCCUCCAUCCUCACAACUCAGCCCUGAACAGCCCAACCCCAAGACCCCUGAACAAUCGCUGUCCAAAGCGUCUUCUCUGCCAUCUCUACUUCCCCAAUACAUCUUCCCUUCGCCACCCUCCAGACCACCACCUCGACCACCACAGCUACCCGAGGAACCCCCUCAACCUCCUCCCAAACCCCUUCAUCUAGACAUCCGCCCAUCCAUCCCAACCCCGGAAUCGAGUAUCGAGUCCGAAGAAAUCUGUACCAUCUUCCCCGGUGGGAAACCUCGCAUCGAAGACCCCCUCGAAGUGGUAGAAACCGUGUUCAAAGAUUCCGAAGAAGAAGACUACGAAAUAAUCCCACCCCUCCCGCGAAGUGAAAGUGAAGAAACGCAAGAAUUCCUCAACCUUGAAAAGCUCCUAGCGGCCGAUCCGCACACCAACUGCGAGUUUGACACGCGCCAUCUGAACCAGUACGAACCGACGGUCUACCAGAUCCGCUAUUGCUACGAUGAGCUCGAGGAAGAGCUAGAAGCCGAAUCGGGCAGUGUCGGGGGUUUGCUGAUCGGACCCGAGCAGGACCGGUCCCAGCUCAGUGUGAGUGUCAGUGACGAAGACGGGUGCGAGUGUGUGAUCGAGGCGGUGCCCAUCUAUCGUACGCUGCCGAUCGAUAUGCGCGAAACGGCCGGCACCCUGCGGGGGCUGCUCAAGAAGCCGAACCGGCCGCCGCCGGUCCGCAAGAACCGGGUCGUGUUCGACGAGACGCGCAAUGAGUUCUUCGAGGCGGACUACAUCAUCCUGAUCCGGGAGGACUGCCCGUACGACGAGGAGGACGAGGAACCGUGCACCUGCGGGGAACACGAGCUCGUUAGAAUAUGUUGUGACGAAGGCUGCAACUGCGGGUACACGGACGACGGACGGACGCCACCGAGUCCCAAGUUUGCUCCACCCAUCGAGUUUGUCGAUCAGGCCACGCUGAGCCCUCCCGAGGGCUACAAGGACGGCAGUGGGCUGUUGGACAAUGCGCUCGGCGGCGCCCUCGGUGGGCACGUCUUCGGUGCACAACACAUUCAGCAGCUCCAAGUUAUCCAGCGGCUUCAGCAGCAACGGGCGGCCAUGUUGGCCGCUCGGGCUGCUGCCGGUCAGCAGGGACAACAAACGGGCGGCGGCACUCAGACCACCUCCCAAACUGGCACCGCCACUGGUACUGGUGGUGCCGGCGCCGGGGGAGGAAGUGUGGGUGGUGCUGGCGGUGGUGGUGGCGGUAGUGGUGGGGCAGGACAAACAGCACAACAGCAGCAGCAACAACAACAGCAACAGACCGUUUGUACCGAAUGUGCCGAGUGUGCGGAAUGUGCCGCCAAGCAGUUGCAUGACGAAGAAUGCGACUCGCAAUGUUCGGACGAUAUUUCGCCGAUGAUGGAAGCGCCGCUGCCCCCUCACGCAACCCUCCCGAUAGCCCUGGUUCCCCUGCAGAAGUCCUCGCCGGAGCGAAGGAUCACCCAGAAGGAAAUUAUCGCCGGCGAGGAACGGCCGAAGUUUCUCACCAUCAAGCAGGUGCAGGAUGCCUCGCAGGUGACGUCGGGCAACGAGACGGGAUCCACGGCGGUGCCGCCUUCAUCCGCCACCGGUGCCAACGCCAACGACCUCCGAGCCUUGCAACAGAAGCAACUAGCUCAACAGCAGAAGCCCGGAGAUGCUUCUGCGGCACAACAGCAACAACAGCAGCAGCAGCAGUCAACCGCUAUCAAUAGUCAUUAUGAAAUAGGAAAACACAAACCAUUAAGCACGGCUCAGGCGAUAAGUGGCAUCCUGAAGGGUGGCAAACUGUGGAAGAACGAACACCAACAGCAGACGCAACACCAGCUGCAACAGCAGCAACAACACCAACAACAACAAUCCAAGUCGCAGCAGCCAUCCGCACAGCAGCCUCAACAGCAACUGCUGCAGCAGCAGCAACAACAGCAACAGCACAAUCAACAAUCGAACCAGAACGAUGACUCAACGAACGUCACCUCGGACGAGGAAACCAGUUCGAAGCGGUCGGUCCGGUUCAACGAGGAAUCCACCAUCCGGGAGGCGUGCUGCGACGGCGAAGUUCAAUCCGGCCUAGGCGAAGGCGAAAUGGGCUCCGGAAAGCCCAUCAACUACAUGUCCGAUACGCUCAAACGGCACUCGUCCGGUCUGUUCCACAACGCGCUGCGGCCCAACUCGGCCGUCCGGCAGUUGUUCCCCAGUACGGUGGUGCAUAUGUCCUCGACGGUGCCCCAGGCAGCCAUGGUGACCGCAACCACCACGAUGGCGACGGGUGCGAUGAUGGCCACGGUCAAUACGACCAACGCCACCCUGGCCACGGCCGGCAAUCCGACGGCACUGACCCAGGAAGCCCUGAAGGCAUUCGACGACUCCAAGAAGGCCACUUUGGUCCAUCAGCACAGUAUCACCAGCAAUAGUAGCGGCCAGAAUAUCAACCCCAGCGGUUCGGUGGCGAAUUCGGCGGCGGGAGGAAGCCCUGGCGGUGGAAGUGGGGCCGGUGAAACCGAUACCAUUAGGAGGACGAUUGAAAGGAACGCUCUGCGCCGGUCGCUCAUAAAAUAUGAACCAAAGAAAAAGAUUCCCGUCAAGGACGUCACCUCGCUGGAGGAGCGCAUCCGGCAACUGACGUGCGACAUUGAUGAGCCUAUAGACGAAGGUGCCGACGGUGAACACGGCCACGACGGCGAUCUCAACGAAAUGGAACGACGAGACAGUCCAGCCGGAGAGGAGAACCCCCAACAACCGAAAUACAUUCCGGACAAGAGCUUCUCACCGAGUUCAUCGGCUUCCAGUUCCUCCAGCGGUUCCAACGGGUCAACGUACAAAAAGAUAACCGAUCUCUUCCACCGGGAUCGACGGCACGAGAAAAUCCCGGAAGCAGACGAGAACCCGAUUGUGAUUAUCCCGCAGGUUUGUCCAUCGGAAUCGGACUGUCGCUGUCCGGCUGGCCCAGACAUAGGAAUGGGAGUCCAAAUUCAGGGUGUUCACACGCAAAUCCAUCAGCCUCCUCAACAACGCCAGGCUGACUCGCGAAGGCAAUUCCUGUCCACGCUGGCUCCCCUGACGGCAUGCGUUGCUGGCCAACGCGAUGAUCUGUCCUACUACACGCUAGCCCAACCCGGCGAUAGGAAUUCGAUGGGAAGUUCACAGUGCACCGAGUACAGCCUGGGGGAUAUUGAUGCUGCUCUGCAUGACGACGACGGCAAGAAGGUGGCACCGGAUGUAAUUGCCGGAACGCCUGGUCAGGAAUCGGACGAAUUGGCAGCAUUUGUUCAGCAGGAAGGCGCUCGAACAGAACGACUGAAGAAACGGUACAGUGCGGAAACGUCAACUUCGGCGCCGGCCUCCGGUGCAGGGUCGGACGAUGACGAGCACAACGACUACGGAUUUAAUUCGCGACCGACUGUGCGAGGCAUUAAACCGAGAUUCGGGUCGACGAAUGAAAUUCUUCAGCAGAUGCAAGCUCAACUGGCGACACCGACGCCGCCUCAGUCAAAGUCUCAAACCAGUGCCGCACCAACGCAGCCCGUUCAAUCGAACACGCUUCCACGGCCUCACACGGCAAACAGUUUGCAACUGGCGGCGGCCAAACAGCAGAUCACUACCCAUCAGCAUACCGCCUCAUGGAGUUACUAUCCCGUUGAAAGUGCCCAGACCAAGGCUGUGGCGGCAGUAGCUGCCGCAGCAACUGCCACUGGAACCAACAUGGUAACGGCCGUAGAUCCACAUGGCAACUACUACCACAUUCCAGCCCAAGCUCGUCACAGCUACCAUGGACAGGAGGCCAUCUAUCAAAACUGUGCUCAACUGCCCGCGGGCAAUAUACAGGCAAACACAGUUCACGUUCAGUCGCAGCAAAUUCACACGCAACAUCACGCUGUACAUACGGCUCAUCACAUACACCACGCCAAUCAAGCGGCCUACGGAAAGUUUGCGAGGAGUCCGACGCGCAGACCGGAGUCUCCACCGCCACUGCGAAACUACCACCAAACGAUGGUUCUAAUACCGUACAACGCUGAAACGUACGAACGCUACACUGCACAGGAGCAGGAGAACUAUCGCCGGCAGCACAAUAUUGUUGAGUAUCAACAGGUUACCCAGCAAACCAUUCGGGUUCCAGUAGGCUACCCACUGCCUGGCAUGCAGCUGCACGUAGUCGCCGGCCGAGGAGCUUUGCCACCCCACUACUCCACCCUGCCGCGGUUGGGAUCGAGCUCUAACACGUCCACGGUCGCCACCGCCACCUCCGGCGGCCCCAUUCCCAACCCCGCCCAAGGUAAACCACCGGCCUAUACGCAGUACCCCGUAGACAAGGGAGGCGUCAAGUUCACCGAGCGAGGAGCCCCGGAAGGAGCGGCCAGCGUCCAACCCAACGACGUCAACAGUUUACUGUCGCCCACUUCGCAAGGCCACGGUCCACCGACGGCAGCCUCCGUUGGGCCUCCGGCUUCCGCUGCCAGCGCUGUCGCUACUGCCCAGCAGCAACAGCAGCAGAGUACGGCAGCCGGUCCGGGGCAGGGGGCCGUAUUCUACGCGAUGAACGUUUGACACGGCGAUUAGAUAAAUGUCACGAUACGAAUUGAGCCGAAGGGUGGUGCUGGUGGUGGGGUGGAGGACGAUGAAGAUACGGUGAGUGUGAACAGCAACCAGAGCUGGCGAGCUGCUGCUGCUGCAGUAGCGUUAAGUGGCCUGGAGUAGUGACGAAACGAGGGCGAGAACAACGAUUCAUGUAUUUUUGAGGGAGGUGGCUUAGUGAUGAUAAAGUGGUAGAAAGCGAAAGCUGAGUGUGCGUGAUUGAGGUUAGGAAAUGCUCGAAAAUUCUAUCGCACGUGUAAUAUUUGUGUAUUCAGUAGAGUUAGGAUAAGAUUGGCUAGAUGACCGAAGAUAAUUUACCAAAAACGGUUAAGAAUUUGGAGUUGGUUGUAUAUAUACCGUUAGAUACAGAGUGCAGAGGGCCGACUUACAAGUAUUGAUCAAGCGUUUCAAUAUUAAACUAUCUCGGUUUGACUGAUGCAAUCAUCAUUCCGCUAAGAAGAAAAGCUCAACUACGAUUGAAUCAAAUGGAGCGAAUUUAAUUGUUAACAAAACGUAAACAAAAAUGUUUAUUGAGGAACUGUUCUGAUAUUCUGUAGAAAAAGGCCUAUUCCGCAACAGGAAUGUAAAAGUUUUAUGUUUGUUCUAGAACUCUGGAAUCUAAAUAUGUUUUCUUAAAUGGUGCUAUUCGGGCUUAUAAUUUUAAAAGUUCUACAAAGAGCAGUUACGAGUAAAACCAUUGACUGAUACAGGAUUAAGUUACAAUAAUUUCCAUGAACAUUAACUUCACAGCGUACAAAUAGAAAGUCUCAAAAUUUUAACGGCAUGAAUAAGCUAUCAGGGGCCCCUGAAAAUCUGGUCUGUAAACGAAGGGGCAGAAAAACCUUUUACCAAAAUUCGUUUCUUGACGGAAUAGAAUUUCUCUAAAGACUUUUUUUAGAAAUAUUUGGAAUAGUUCGAGGAGCAAUCAUAGAUGAUUCCCUGGAUGAAUUUUUGAGGAAUUCCUAGGAAAACCUACGGAAAAUACUUAAGGAAAUGCAUGAAGUAAUCUCUCGGCUUAUCCCCGACGAAUUUCUAAAGAAAUUCAUUGAAAAACCCCGAAGAAAUAUGUUUGAAAAUAUUUGCAGGAAUUCCUUAAGGAAUCUUUGGGAGGAAUUAUUGUAGAAAUUUGAGAAUUCCAAGGAAAUUCCUACGGCAAUGUCUAGAGAAAUUCUCAGUGGUAAUCUGUGAAAAAAAAACUCAUGUGUGUACAUCCGGAGGAUUUCUGUCAAACCCCCUAAUAAAAGUCCUGGAUAAAUCCCUAUGUUAGAAUAUUUACACCUCCAGAAACACAUUCGACAGCAGCUUUCACUUCUUAUAUUGCAAUAUAUUAUGUAUGUAUAUGAUAUUCGUAUAGAAUUUCGUCGAUUACGAUAAGGAACAUUAGCGGUGAUAUUAAGUAUACAUCCUUGCCUCACUUCAGCAACGACCCGGAUGGGUUCGGACAAGACACCGUUGUGCAAUACUCUGCACGAAAAAGCCCUGUACUGUGCUUCAAUGAGGCCGAUGAUUUUCUCAGGGACACUCUUGCGUCUGAGGGCUUCCCACAUGUUUUCGUAAUUGAGACGGUCGAAAGCUUUUUCGUUAUCAAUGAACACCAGGUAAAGAGACUCUUGGAAUUUAUUGACUUGCCCCAAGAUGAUACGGAGCAUAAGAAUAUGGUCCACAUAUGAUCGUCCGGUACGGAAUCCUGCUUGCUGCCGUCGGAAAGUUGCGUCAAUCUUCUCCUGGAUCCGGUUGAGGAACACUUUGCAGAGAACUUUGAAAACGCUGCACAGCAACAUAAUACCUCACGAACUAUUGCAAACAGUCAAGUCAUCCUUUUUGGGCACUUUUACUAGGAUGCCUUGCAUCCAGUUGACCGAAAAUGUCGCGGUUUCCUAUAUAUUGUAGAAUAGUUGAUGCAGCAGUUGUGCAGAUACUACGGGGUCACCUUUAAGCAUCUCGGCUGAUAUGCGAUCGUCCCCUGGGGCCCUGUUCGAUUUCAUGCUACGGAUGGCGGUUUCUAUUUCCUGAAAUGCUUGAGCUUCGGCGUUGAAACGGGUAAUGCGUCGAACCCUUGGCGGAUCAUGCUGAGGUGUUGAUAGCGUGGCCCACAUUUGAAAACGUUUCAAAAGUGCACCAACCAGCGUUUCAGAUAGGCAGCCGGGUCGGUCAAUAGCUGUUCAGAUGUGUCUUUUAGGGGUAUUGUAGCAAGUCCUACCAAGGCGAUGACGUGAUACAUCGUAGAGAAGUCGGGUGGCGCCGGUGUUUGCGGCUUUCUCACCUUCAUCGUCUAGGGAGUUCGCCCACGCUCUUUUGUACCGCCUACAUGAACGCUUCACUUCCUUCUCGAGAGCCGAAUAGUGCUGACGGGCUACGGCUUUGGCUCCUCGUGUUUUCGCUCGCUCUAUUGCGGCUUUGACAUUCCUUCGCUCCUCUAUCUUCCUCCAGGUGUAAUCUGUGAUGCACUGCUUUCUCUGGGUGCGUAGCUCUCUCAAAUUAUUCUCGCCGGUAGCGAUCAAGACGUUCUUGAUGGCGCUCCAUUGAUCGUCGACGCUCCCACCUUCCGGAAUAUCCUCCGCGUGGUUCUCUAGCUCCUCAACGAAGGACCUUUUCACCGCAGCGUUUUCCAGUCGGCGUGUGUUGAACCGGCGCCCGGUUUUCUCCUCCUGUCGAUGGAUCCUCGCAAUGCGCAGCAGGAUCUCGCCGAGUAGGAGACGAUGGUCGGACGCAAGGUCGGACGCAAUGUCUAUGUUUGUUCCGCACAUCAAGGAGGCUCCGUCUUCAUUUUCGGUUGACGAGAUGUGGUUGGUUUGAUUUUCCAUGACGUCAUCACGGGAAACCCAUGUCACUUUAUGCACUGGUCGAUGAGGAAAGAGCGAUCCCCCAAUCACCAUGUCAUUGUUGCCACAAAACUGUGCAAACAGCUCUACGUUUUCGCUCAUUUCUCCUAGACCAAGGCGUCCCAUGACGUGCUAAUAGUACGAGUUGUCGGAACCAACCUUCGAGUUGAAGUCGCCCAUGACGACCUUGAUAUCACCUUUCAGAAUCUUGUCCAGGACAGCAUUCAUUUGACUGUAAAAGUUCUCUAAACAGGCGAUGAUCAAUCAAUGCUUCGACAUGCGUAUCAGCAGCCAAGUAUCUAUACGCCCAAACUAGAUCACUUUUGCGUGAAGGCUUUUACGGUAUCGUAAACAACUAUGCGUAAAAGAGACACAGUGUAAUUUCCAGGUUGGUACGCAUGUUAGUUCCCAUAAAGAGGCGAAGUGAACAUCGCGGAUGUGAUCAUUGACAAUGCAUUUUUAGCAUUUCAGAAGAUAAGAGGACUAACCUUAACGUCUAGAGCCUCAUCAAUUUCUCCGUUUCAUCUUUUACAAAAGGCCAAAAACUCUGCCUUCAGCCUGAUCACCGAGAGACAUAGACGAGUACAUAGUUGUUGCGUGACUCAAAGACCAGAACAGCUUUCUUCAGCAUCUCGGCGUAACCUUGCCGCAAUGAUCGUUUUUGAUGUUGGUUUGCAGUAUGUACCUCGGGUAGAAACUCUUGAACGGCAUUUUAAAUGCACCGUCCUUUCUUGUCCUUUUCGCAGACCGAAUGCAGUUGCCGGCAGUCCAGUAUCUGGACAAGAGGUAGAGAAGCCUUACAUGAUCGCGUCGCAGGUCAAAGAUUCAUUGGUGAUCUUCCCCGAGAUCUCGACCUGGUGGAUUGGAAGGUAGACGUGAUAGUCCAGCGUAAGCAGCUCAUAGAUCUUAAUCUCGUUAGCCUGUUUUCGGUCACGUACUGUGACUCAAACCGUAGCUGUGUAUCGACCAUGUCAAUGUCAGUAGAGAUAACGGAAGAAAACCGCUUAGUCAUAUUGUUGCCCAUCUGAGCGGUGAUUCAACGAUUGCCUUUGGGUAGGAAGAAAACAACAAACCGGCCUGCCAAAGUCGUGAGGGUAAGUCUUGAAGCGGGGGACCGUUAAAAGAAGUGAAUAAUUAUUACUGGCUUCCAUUGUAAGAACAUCAGAUUGACGGGUGACUAAGGCGUUCGUAUUGUUAGCAUUUUGUUGGUCCUGUGCACCCCAUGCCAACAGCGGUCCGGCUAACCCUACCUAUCACUUUUCACUGAUGGCUAGGUGGCUACUUCUUUGUAGCACCGCCAUCCUGAAUGCCGUUUGCGAGGGAACUCUGUGCAUCCCAUGCCAACAGCAAGGCCCAAAAGUCCAUUUGCAGACCAAGUCAGCGUGCGGCAUUGACCCAGUCGACUUCGUUAUCCAGUACUAUAAUUUUGGACUGGAGUUUUGAAGGCCAUUACCUGUGUUUCGUUGCGUUUACCUUGAGUUCUCACGAGUGGAUGUAGGAUGACGCUAACAUAUGCGUUUGCGGAUUACUCCUCCGACGUAGAUUAUCGCCGAGUCAUCGGCAAAGAGCGGCAGGGUACUUCAGUAAUGCUGGAGUUUCGAGCGUAUUCAUAGUAUCUAGUAUCGGGCCAAGCAUUCUGCCUUGCGGUACUCUGGCAAUGAUUGUACGCUGACCUGUGAUGUAUGUUACGCAGUUCUGUUGCUUGGUUCAAAUCAUUAUACCAAAUGUUGUUGAACACCUUCUGGAUGUCAAGUAACGUCUUGACAGUGGUUUUGAAGAUCACUUUGGAUCAUUUUACCAGCUUAGUCACGUUCUGUGUAGCUAAUGAAGCGUAGAGUGACCCAGUCUGAAGUCCAACUGAACAUCGAGAAGAAUGUUGUUCUCUUCGGAGUAUGAUUAAGUACCUAGACCCCUAGAGUUGGCGCCUCUUUAUAUAUCUUCCAGGUGGUUGAAGAAUGCCAAAUUGCCAAGCAACGGUUGAAAACGUUGACCAAGAGGAAAGGAGCUUUUGGAUCAAAUGUUUGUUCAAGACGAUGUUGAACAUAAGUAUCAUCAUAUCCUGGGGCCUUCAUAUUUCACUGUUCAGUUUGGCCGAUGUUACGCACCGACGUUUUGAAAAGUCUAUAGGAGAGAGAUGGUUGACGCUUCCUGUCACCGACGCUUCCAACGAUCUGACAAUGUCUCUAUCCAAGUUAUACGGAGCUGAAUAUUGCUUGAAUUGCUUACAUGUUACUACUAUUGUUAGCAUGAUCCAUGAUUUCGCCUCUUCGAUGGUGUCAAUUAGGUACCAUUUGGCUACAUUGUAUAUCAGGGUGCAGAACAGCAUACUGCCCGGCUUGGAGAUCGUUAGCUAUCGCUUCGACAUUCUGAUUAUCUCUGGAUGAAGUGUCGAGUAUUCAGGACUUCAGCUUCUGAAGUUCGUUCUUCAGAUGGGCCGCUGUUUCAUUCAACUGCUUGCGCUGCCUCGGGCAAUAUGCUGUGAUUAUUUAGACGGGUACUUCAUUUGAAAAUGUCUCGAUGAAUGUCAAUUUGUGGUCUGGUUAAGCACAGAACUCCUACUGUUUUCGUAUGGCCAUUGUUAUGCCAUUUUGGUUAAUCUUCGUUACGGCCCAGUUCGAGCCAUGUUGAUUCCACCUGAAUCCUGAGGGGCCGGAUCCUAUGGUUACUUCUGUAGCUUGAAACACUGUGUGUCCGUCAAUACGUGCUCGAUGGCAUGGGUGAAACACUGGAACUGGCAGCCUCCUUGAGUUCGCAAUCCGCGAUCCCAUGUCCAGGGAGCAAUAGUUACAGUAUGGAUUCCUAUGGUAGUUGCGUGUACCGUGACUCUAGUAGAGGAACCUCAGACACUUUGUAGUGCUUCUGUUUAACAAAACGGAUCGAUUUCAGGGCACCAAGGGUAGUGCUGCCUUUUGCAAAAUGUAUCAGGUACAAGAUGUCAUUGUUUUUCACCGUACGGUUCCGUCAGUUGACGGGGAAGACCUCCAACGCAGCGGUUGCUGGUCGUAGCAAUUCUUGAGUCCGACAAGGAUGACGCCUGAGUCUAUUUACGAAGACCCUGACUGGUUUCUCCGACGUCACUUCAUGGGUGUAGUACUUGGGGUCGGCCAUGAUCUGGUACGCCUUCGACUUUGUUGUAAUCCUUGUCGGAUGCGAUUAUGGGCCCAUGCCAGGGAGACAUGGCGUCUACUAUAGAGAUGCUGUUUCACAACCAUGGUGCUCAACAGUAACGUAUCCGUUCCCAGAAGCCUUCCGCGGGUUAGUCGUUGUUUUUUCUACUGUCUAGCCUGCGUUAUGAAAUGAACAGAUAGCGCCACCGUAGCCUUGUGCGUUUGACGUAACUCGAGUGCUGUCACUGUGUUAUAAUCCACAUAAGGUGGCGCUCUUGUUUUGAUGCUGUGAGUAGCGGAAAAGUUGGCUUCAGUGAUUGAUUCAGUCUCUUUGCUGUCACUUUUGCACAAACUAUUGCUUAUCCAGAAAAAUCAUCCAAUCUGGCUGAGUGAAGAAGAGCUGCUCCGCAAACGUCAAAGUGCUGCACACUUCAAAAAGUAUGCAACAUAACCUUGGCGUUCAGCUACAUAUAAAAGUGCUGAAGCUUCGCCUAAUAUAACUUAAAAAUAAGAUACAUAUUAUGGCUGCAAUUGUGAUUACAUAAACCAAUAAUGCAACAAUUUCCAUUAGGUAUUUUUGAAUUUUAUAGCAACCAAGUGAGUGAGUGCUUUUUAGCGUGUACCAAGCGCUUUUGACGUUUGCGGAAUGGCUGCGGCGGUUGAAACCACCGCAACCCCGUUGGAUUUUUCUAUUUUUCCGCAAUACCUCGAUUUCGAUGUGACCGUCGGCUGUCAUCGUUGCAUACACUCAGGCAAAUAAACCUAAGAUCAUAAGGUCUAACUUAUGAAAUAGCCUUUAAACAAUUCAUAACGACUAGAUUGAAUUUCAUAAGGUCGGUUUAUGACGCAGAAUCGACUCACUGUUUGGCUUUUAUACACAUUUAGCAAGACAAUAUUCUCAAGCGUCGAUAGCCACGUGGGUUGAGCACGAGCUCAGUAAUCUUGACGUUCAUGGAUCGAUUCCAGUCUGCACCAUUUUACGAUUUUUCUGCUCUUUUCAUAAGUUUAUCUUAUGUAAUUAGGUCAUAUAAUAAGCAUGUUCAAUUUUCGUAAGGUAUUCUUAUGGCAUCCAUACUUUACAGUUAUGGCUAAAUUUCAUAAGGUAUUUUGAUGAAUUUCGGUAGUUUACUUCGCUGAGUGUAAAACAAAGAGAGUACACGUGUCACUCUGUCACUUUUAACACAUUUGACUGUAAACACGGAUUGGAAGUGUGAAGGUAAAAAACGGACGAUGUUGGGACUGUUUGUGGCACGAACGUGUCAAACCGUCGUGUUCGAUAAAGGGAUAGCCACAUAAUGCCUAGUUCUAUUCGAGUUUGAAAUCUGUUGAGCUAAGAAAGUUCUGUCACUUUGAUAUUCUCGAGAUAUUUAAUUGUGAACUUCCCGCAUCCCGCGCUUAUUGCCAGCAUGGAACUGAUGUCAUUCAUCUACACUGAAAGCAAACUGAUAUUUCAAAUUAGGAAAUGUUUAUUCCAACAAAUGAUAUAAAAUGUAUACUUAUUUUUGUGUGAUUGUUUUCGGCUCAACCAAGGAUCAUUUGAAGACUGAAUUGCGCCAUAUAUCAUUAAAAAGUGUAUUGAAACUACAGUUAUUACUUCAUCUUUCCUUCUCACCACGUUUACAGCGUUUAUUUGUAAAAUAAUCCUGUUUCAAAAGAUCGGUUUUACUAUAUCUAAAUUCACAUAUAUCGAUGACUCAAUCAGUAAACUUCAAGCAAGAAAGACACCUAAAGCAGCCAGCAGAAUAAAAACAAUAAUUAAAUACACCAAAUAUAAAAUUGAGGCAAGUUUUAGAUAGUUUGACAGCAAAUAAGAGCAUUAAGCAACAAACCAAACAUCACGUAAGCCAAUAAGUAACAAACACUAACCACAACAAGUGAAUUGAAGAUCACCAUACGACGACAUUUACUGUAAAGAAGUGAACAAUAAUUGAGCAAAUAUGUAGAACUAACUGGUAAUCAUAGUCCUCUCCGUUAGUGAUCUCCCUCAUGGAAAGUUACGGGAAAACCUGUUGUACAUAUUGCACUCGAGUCAACCGAACUUCAUACAGACACAUACCGAAGAUAUUAUAAAGACAAAACUAACGAUUUAUCAUAAAUAUAGCCCACGUAGUGUAUAGGUCCAAAUGCAUAAAGAAAAAGUUGAAAGAAAACAAGUUUGAACAUUCACCCUCACACAACCACACAUCCAUGGAAGAAACAUAACCAGACACAGUAAAAAACAACUUGGAAAGCUCAAGGGCGCACCCGUUUUGAUGCAUCAAUUGUAACUAGCUAAAAGAACAACAAAAUUCGAUUGUAAGUCACACACACGUGUUUAAGGUUUGAUACAAAAGUUUGGCCUCAAAAAUAAAAUGUAAACUCACACAAAUUCUCUGAGCAUGAACAGUGUUGCAAUCACUUGCUCUCACAGACACCCAAAUACACAAUAUACUACUUAGUGCCAAAGGAAGAAUGGAUCAACAAACCGAGCUCAUCGCAAGCAUCAUCUCAGUGUUUUUAUUUUAACUUCUUAUUUUAGGAUACUGUGAAAAACCAAAAUUGUUAACCAAAGAUUGAUUUUGUUGGCAACACUGCCUCCGAUUGACUGUUUUAGUCGAUAGUUAUCAAAGAAUCACACAAGUCUUCUCAUUUUGUUUUACUUCUAUAAAGCUGUGUGUUAGGUUCCUAGUUUAGGUCGUUCGUUUGCGUUGCACCAUUCAUCAGAGCAAGAAAGGGAAUUAAAUAGCUCUUAAGGCAAUUUGUACAUCGCACAAUAGACACACGAAGAUGCAGACACAUACACACACGUACGUUUGUUGGAUUUUUGGAACAUACAUACACUUGCAAUGCGAGCUAGCCGUUAGGUUUAUUAUACAUACCCUCACUAACACAUAAACUAGAAACAACAGUGGCAACAAACAGCAAACACUGACUAUUGCUAGAACAAAAGCAGUGUGUAUUUAAAACUAGAAAAAAGUGAAAAGAAACAUUGCAUUUCAAAGCAACUGAAAGUAUAUUACUUAGGGGUAACAACACGGCAUUGCAAACAGCAAAGUGCACCCAAACUGAACAUAAGUUAGAUAACAACUAUUGAGAAACACAUACAUAAAAGAAAAAAAAAAACUCACGUACUUUAAAAGUAGCAACAGGUGAAAACAAGAGUGAAAGCAUUGCUAGAGAAUCUCAGAAAGUCAACAACUCAAAAGAAAACUUCAAAAUUUAUCUCUCUAACAAGCGAAUACCAAAGUAUUUAUCGGAAUCUCAACAUCAUUUAGGCGGAUUAGGAACUUUAAAGAACGAUAACAGAAGCUAGUGAAAAUUGCGUCAAAUUUGAUCGUUAUUUUGGUCCCGUUGACUACAAGUGGACACUUGUGAGUAGGUGUAAGGUUGAAUUUACGAUCUUUAUAAAAGACAUCCAAAAUGCAAGCAGAAAUGUGUAACUUGAACCUAAAAGAAAUCGAACUUUGCAAAGAUUGAUCUAUAACACAAAGAAAAGAAUGUUGUUUAUCUCACUUACUAAAAAGUAUAAUUGAUUAAAAACAGAAAUGCAAGCAAAAAAAAAUAAACAAGAAACAUAGCCAGAAAGAACACUGAAACCUACAAGUACAGUUUAGUGAUGGAUAGAAUAUUAAACUGAGGAAAAAAUUGAAAUAAAUUAUUGUUUUUAAUAAAAA